AUGAUAGCCGCUCAAGAACUCUCCGAAUUUCUUCAAAUGGAGAUUCGCCUCAAAUUUGAGGAAGAAGUUCUUGAAUUCUACAGAAAUGGAGAAAUCAAAACUGCCCAUUCAAAGAAAAACCCACAGAGGACAUUUCCAGUCAUCAAGUCCACUGUUGAAGGUACAAGAGUGAAGCUUUCGCAAAAGAAAUUGGGAGAAAAGCUUCGCCUUCCCAAUUCUGGAGUUGAAGUUGGGAAAUUUCCCGUCAAAAAUCUGGACUGGAACAUCAUUGGAAUCUCUGGGCAAGCUCUUUCUGGCCCAGCGAAGAAAGCAGACCUAAACAACGAUUACAAGUUGGUUUUGGAACUGGUCAUCGCUUGCCUCGAGUGUGGAAGUGGAGGUCAUGCCAAUGACAUCACCCAAGAGAGAGCCUUCAUCAUCAACUCUCUCAUUACCAAAACUAAGGUAAACUGGGCUGCACACUUUUUCAAUUCCAUCUCAAAGCAUUUGGGAAAGCCCAACCAGAAAUAUCUCUGUCAAGGACUAUACCUUGGACAUAUUUUGGGAUCUAUGGGUAUUGCAUCUAAAAGAAAGAAGUAUGAAGAAAGAUACUGGUUAUAUUAUCUGUCUUCAAAAGGGGAAAAUAGAGCUGGUACUAGUGCCACUGCAGAAGAAAGCUCUUCAGAUAACGUCCCACUCAUCCAUAUGACGAAGACUACCAAAAGGAAGAAAGUGGUGUCUCCCUCCAUUGAAGCACCACAGAAUCCUGCUCCAAUAAAUCUUGAAGAAGAAGAAGAAUCCUCUGACCAAGGAGAACUUCAAAGGAAGAAGAAAAGGAAGAUCAACUCCCCAUCAACAUCUGGAAAUGUCAAUCCGGAUGAGUUGAAGGAGAAGGAACCUGCUGAGGAAACAUCUGCUCAAAACCGAUGCCCUCAACAAUUUGAAGAAGAAAUUCCUCAAGUCCAAAGCCUUCCAACCUCAUCUCAGCCUCAAACAGAUGAUGCAGAUAACCAAUUCUGGCAGCUAUACUAUGAUUGGAAAGCCUGGAAAGUUGGGAAUUCAGCAGAGCAACUGUUGAAUUGGGACCAACAGCUGAAGAAUGAGAAAAUCAUCAAGAAGUGCUUAAGAAUACUAGUCAACCACAACUCUGAACAGAUUUUGGAUGACUACUGGGAAACUUCACAUGCUUCUGAAAUGGUUCUGACUGAAGUUGUUCAAGAGAAGGCAACCUCUCCCCCACAAGAACAGAACCAGGAAACAGCAGCAGAAGAAGAAGAAUUUCAGCCACUAAUCCAAUCUCAAGUUUUGGAGAUUCUCACCACUCCUUUUGAGAUCUCCAAUCCUACUGAAAUUGAGAUCCCGAAAAAGUUAGCUGAAAUUCCGGAACAGUCAGCUCUUCCAGAAACAAUGGAGCAAGCUGUUGAAGCACAGAGGGAUUCUGGAGAAGCUGCAAAGGAAGCUCAAAUGGCAGAACUAGAGGUCUCUGAAACUCAAGUAGCCAUCUCUGAAGAAGAGAAUACAGCUGAAGAAAGAGACUCCCUCUCUAGGGAUAUAUCAGAUUUUGCGCUUGAAACAGAAGGAGAAUCUGAAAGAACACUGAAGGUUACUGAUGAAGAAGAUGUCCAAGAAGAUGCUGAAUCUCUUCCUAUGCAACUCUUCCAAAGAACACCAUCAUCUCAUCAGGUAACCAACUUUCAUUUCCAUAGCUCUUCCACCCCUGCUCUUCCGGAUGAGAUACCGGAAAUCUGGACAAAGAAGGUCCAAGGGCUGAUUGAAUCAGCCCUAGCAUCUCAACAUGCCUCCUUUAGGCAAGAGAUAGAACAAGUGGAAGUCAGGCACACCCAGCUAAUAGAGAAGUCUGAAGGAAAACACAGCGCAGAUCUCAAUGAAAUAAGCAAAUCAGUGCAGAAGACUCUGGAGAUUAUCUCUCUAUUGAGUGAAACUGUGAGCAACACGAUGGAAAUAUAUGCCUCUGACAGUCAACUUCAUCUCAAAGAGAUCAACAAAGUCAAAGAACAAAUAGCGAGUGUCACAGUUAGUCUCCAAAAACAGAUGUCCCUUCUCCAAAUGGACAUCAGAUCUGCCCUAGCAGUAGCUUCUGCAAAUCAGGUAGUGACCAAAGACUACUUGAAGGUGAUCAUUGACAAUCAAAAGGAAGCAUUCAAGCUGUUCAGACUUAUUGGUGCAAACUCUGGAAACCGCAAGAUGGAAGUAAUUCUCCAACAACACAGUCCAUCUCCAAUACCACAGCUCCCUAUUGCAAUCAAAGAAGGAGAAGUAUCUUAUAUUCCUUCUCAUCUGAACUUGACAAAUCUAAUCCUUGAAGCACAGCAAAGAAAUCUGGAAAACUCAGCACAACUUCUAUCCAGCUCAGGACUGGAUGGAACUGAAGUUAUAGGUACAGUUGUUGACCACUUCUCAAAUGAUGCUCAAUCGGAAGAAAGACGUGAAAAUUUAAGACGCAUCAAAGAACUGUGUGGGAACAUGAAGGGCAUCAGUGAAGCUGUCGGAUCUUCAAAGCGCAAGAGAAACUGAAGGUUCUUUACAUCAAAAUAGGGGGAAAGACUUUGGAAAAAUAGUACCACUUUUCUUUUAAAUAUUCACAUUUGUUUUGGUGCUACCUCGUCCUAAGUAGAAAUUAGAACUAUAGGGAAUGAAAAAUGAUAGUCUUA
Messenger RNA from Cuscuta campestris, 2651 nucleotides. The record is from the annotation of a GenBank genome assembly. NCBI's taxonomy places the organism in Eukaryota, Viridiplantae, Streptophyta, Magnoliopsida, Solanales, Convolvulaceae.